Messenger RNA from Kockovaella imperatae, 744 nucleotides. RefSeq lists its product as hypothetical. The transcript has 5 exons. Gene Ontology annotation, biological process: mitotic sister chromatid cohesion. Gene Ontology annotation, cellular component: NatA complex. NCBI's taxonomy places the organism in Eukaryota, Fungi, Basidiomycota, Tremellomycetes, Tremellales, Cuniculitremaceae. The record is from RefSeq and is a predicted model, not a curated record. Bases 1 to 744 code for a protein of 247 amino acids. Gene Ontology annotation, molecular function: acyltransferase activity, transferring groups other than amino-acyl groups.
AUGGCUCCAGCUACAGUGGCUGCGCCCGCUCCAAAGUACACCACUACAGGCACCGUUUCCUCUCCACUUGAUCUUGAAUCUUUCGCUUCAGCCAAGGGGGAGCAUGAGACCGUGAGGUUGACUAGCGCAAAGGGCUCUCAGAUACGCCCAAAGCCCAAAGUGACAUUGACAAGUUUGACCGUGAACAACUCUGGUACGCUUCGGAAGUUAAACUCAGUCGUCAUUCCUAUCGUUUACUCGGACAAGUUUUACAAGGACGUCUUGGAUCCGUCACUGGAUGACAUCAACAAGAUAGUCUAUUACGCGGAUAUCCCUGUCGGAGCCAUUUGUUGCCGAUUCGACAACCAAGCCUCCACGUCAAAGGAGAAACCCCCGACCUUGAUCAUCUUGACUCUUGCUGUCCUCGCCCCGUAUCGUAGCCAGUCGCUAGGCUCUGCGCUCUUGCUCUCCGCCCUGAAAGCCUCGCUUCAUCCUGCUCCACCUCCACCUCCGCUCAACGAUGCAAAAGCGGGUAACAAGGCUCCUGCACCAGUCACUUUGAAGCCUCGAAAGCCUGUCAAUCGGGCAAUGGCUCAUGUUCAGGUUGGCAAUGAAGACGCCAAGAGGUUUUACGAGAGACUGGGGUUCAAAGAAACGGAAGUGGUCAAAGAUUACUAUUCAAAGAUGCAGCCAAGGGAUGCUAUCCUGAUGGUGUGCGAGGACAUCAGGGCAGCGCUCGGGGAGCAGGCCAAUGGCGAUACCUAG